AGGAAGAGAAGGAGGAGAAAGUGAAAGGGGAGUGAAGAGAGUGGAGGAGAAAUCCCUGUUUGAUGAGGGGAGGGAGAGAUGUGAUUGUUGGGUGUCGGAGAGGAGAGAGAGCGAUCAUAAUCAGAGACAAAGUCGGAGCCAGCGAGCGCUCCGAAAACACGUGGAAGCUCGGAGAAAAGUAAAAGUGUCGUCGGAGGAAAGUGACUUCGCACUUUGUUUUCUUUCUUUCCUUUUUUUCCUCCUUCAGCCUUCUCCUUUUCCUCCUCCUCCUCCUCCGCCCUGCAUUCCGCGGAGCAGCUGCGCUUUAAUGCCCCUACGCACCAGCGAAGGAGAGGACUCAGACAAGAGUGAGGAAGAAGAGGCAGAAGAGGAGGCGAAGAGGCCUGGACACCACCCGUCCCCGCUCCCUGGGACUCUGUCCACUCUCCCCUCCUGGCCCUGCAUGGACGGGGAUGGGGAGAGCCGGAUGCUGUUACCGCGGGGCUGAGCGCCUCGCUUCCCCGUCUGCGGCGCGCCGCUUCCGGCCGCUGCUGCUGCUGAUCGUCGGUCUCUGCUGCGGCGCUCACUUAGGUCAGUGUCAAGUGGCUACCCCCCAGUGUCGGAUCCAGAAGUGCACCACCGACUUUGUGUCCCUGACCUCCCACCUGACGCCCGCUGUGGAUGGCUUUGAUACCGAGUUCUGCAAGGCUCUUCGCGCGUACUCAGCCUGCACCCAAAGGACAGCCAAAGCCUGCCGGGGAAACCUGGUUUUCCAUUCUGCCCUCCUGGGCAUCUCAGACCUCAUGAGUCAGAGGAGCUGCUCCAGAGAUGGUCCAACUCCCUCAGCGCACCCCGAGAUUCUUCUGGAGCCCUGCAACUAUCACAGCCGCACCCAGCACACCCACACACACUCCCACUCCCACACCCACUCUCACGGCCAUGGUCACAGCCGCUCUCGGCCCGGGUACUUGUUCUGUGGGCUGUUUGGAGACCCGCAUCUGAGAACGUUUAAGGACAGCUUCCAGACCUGUAAGGUGGAGGGUGCGUGGCCUCUUAUUGAUAAUGACUAUCUGUCAGUUCAGGUCACUAAUGUUCCUGUGGUUCCUGGCUCCAGUGCAACUGCAACCAACAAGAUCACCAUCAUCUUCAAGCCUUAUGAGGGCUGCACAGACCAGAGGGUCUACCAGGCCGUCACAGACAGCCUCCCUGCUGCCUUUGACGAUGGAACGGUGAGCAGCGGAGACCCCAUCCACACCUCCUUCGGGGCUGACGGUGUGGCCGGGAAGGUCCGGGCUCUGUGGAUCUCUGAACGCAGCCCUGGGCGUCACGUGGAGCUGCAUGCCGGCUACAUUGGUGUGACUGUAAUCAUUCGCCAGCUCGGGCGCUACCUGACAUUGGCCGUGCGGAUCCCAGAGGAGCUGGCUCAGGCCUACGACGACACCCAGGACCUGCAGCUCUGCCUGAACGGCUGCCCCAGCAGCGAGCGCAUCGACCAGGCAGGACACCUCCCUUUGCCGCUUUCUCCACCUGCAUUCGGCCUGCAGCAACAGCAGCUGCACCGGCCCAGCUACGCUUCACAGACCCAAGCAUACCCCCAUGGUGCCACACAUGUUUUUGCCUUGGACGGGGCAAAGGAGCGCUGCAGCGAGCAGCUGGAAGUCCUGGACAUUUACUUCCACUCUUGUGUGUUUGAUCUCCUGACGACUGGAGAUGCUAACUUCACAUUAGCUGCACACAGCGCCCAGAAGGACAUGGAGAGCCUUCAUCCCCACCGGGACAGAUGGAGGAUAUACCCCCGCGGCUCUGCAGCCUCUUACUUCCACUCAGACUCUCAGCUUAUCAAAAAGCUCGCUCUGCUCCUGCUGUGUGCGCUGAGCAUUGUAUUCAUGUGAGAAUGGCAGUUCCUGUGAGCCUGAAUGCAUGUAGGCCCGAGUAUGUACACUACAAAAGGAGCUUAGAGAGGAUUUGGUGAGCUGAGCACUGAUACUGAGCACUGACACAGAAAAAAGCAGCACGGGGAAGCCUGGCAGUACUACCUGCACUUCACCUGGCAGAGUCCGAAUCAUCGAAUGCAACUGACAAUGAGAAAAACGUUUCUGUGUGGGUGAAUCAUCUGUAAAUAGUUAAUUUUUCUUCCUUAAGUGCACAGUGUGAUCGUGUAUAGACUGUUUUGUUUAUGUAAUUUUAUGUGACCUUUUUUUUUUAAAUACCUCAGUCAGAGGAGGUUUGUUUUUAACCAAAGCACUUUAUUUUAACAUUUUUUACACAAUGCCAGUCAGUGUUUGUUUUCUUUUUCACUGAGAACCAAUAACUAUUCAAGUAUUGGUUGUUUCUUUUUUGGUUUGAUUUUUUUUUCUUUUUUUGGCUCCUCUCAGAAUGAAUUGAAUUGAAGGAGCUGCCAAUGAUGCUAAAAUGAACCAUUCUUCCAGCAGCUGAUCUUGGUCAGUCGGCAUCUCAUCUAAAGUCAUUUAAUGUGAGCUUUUCUGUUGAAUGUAUUAGGUCUGUUGUUGCAGCAAAUACCAUCAGUACUACUUGUUUGUUAUUUGAUCCCAGCUGUGUAUGUGUGUGCUUGUGUGUGUGUUUUUUUUUGUUUAAUCGCACUACAUAAAACAGCUUGUACUUUCCUGUAAGUAAGAACUUACCUUUCAGAACUUUCUUGGAACUUGUCUAGCACUUUCCCAAAAACUUUCCAAGAACUCAAAGUGUACUUUCUGGAACUUAUUAAGUACCUAUCUUCAAAUUUCUUUUAGGAUUCCAAGGAUUUACCUGAUACUUUCCUGCAAUUUCCUCUUGCAAGUUUUUUUUCUGAAACUUACUUUUACAACUUAGCUAUAUUAUGAGGAGACUUAUUGGUGUUCUCCACAAAACAUCCAGAGUAAGUUUCAGAAAGCAGGCUAAGUGAUGCUCGGGGUACUUGAUAGAUUCCUGGAAAGGAACCAGUAAGAUUAUUAAUAGUUCCAGUAAAGGCCCUAUCAUGUACCAGAGAUUGACAUUUGUCACAGGAAAAUACAGACUGCAUUAUGGUGCACUGCACGUUUUUGUUAUGAUUUUUACCAAAGACAAAUGGCAUUUUAUAUGUACACAUGAAUCAUGACUCCCCACCAAACCAGCACCUUCAUCCCCUCUCUUUCUAAAACUUGGUAAACCAGUUUAUACAAGAUGCUUCAUAUUGGGAUAAAAGCAAAAUACUGGAGGUAUUUCAAGGAUCUUCAGAUCAUGAAAUGUGUCUGUGUAAGCACUGUGAUGUGCGAAUCAAUGCCUUGUAGAAUUUUCUGCCCCAUCGAAAAUUUAACAUUCUGUAUAUUUAUUCCCAGUUUGUUCAGUCUGCUUUAGUUUUAGCCAUUGUGUGAACUCCUUUCUUCAUGUGAGUGUCGGUUUGGUGAAGAGUGACUGGUCAGUGUUGAAAUACCUUAACUUAUUUAUGAACGUAGUGUCCUGUAGAGGAUGUUAAGCUCCAUAUUCUUGAUGUUGGAUAAUUAUUUAAAUAAAAUGUCAGAUGUGA
Molecule: messenger RNA, 3481 nt
Organism: Poeciliopsis prolifica (blackstripe livebearer)
Lineage: Eukaryota; Metazoa; Chordata; Actinopteri; Cyprinodontiformes; Poeciliidae
Gene: rgmb
Product: repulsive guidance molecule BMP co-receptor b
Exons: 3
Coding region: 453-1871 (472 amino acids)
Biological process (GO): BMP signaling pathway
Cellular component (GO): plasma membrane
Molecular function (GO): coreceptor activity
Source: RefSeq, a predicted model, not a curated record